Menidia menidia (Atlantic silverside) is the source of this 846-nucleotide messenger RNA. NCBI's taxonomy places the organism in Eukaryota, Metazoa, Chordata, Actinopteri, Atheriniformes, Atherinopsidae. The record is from the annotation of a GenBank genome assembly.
UUGUCCCCCCCCCCCCAUGGUCCUGAGGUGAGCAGGGGGCACAGUGAGGUGGACAGAGGAGGAGGAGUAUAUCUGAUGGACGUGAGUCCUCAGCCGGUCUCUUCUUCUCCUCCAUCUCAGCCAGCAGCAUUGCCCCCCCCCCCGCCCACCCGGAGCCCCUGCCCCUCCGGCUACACCUCCUGGUACUCCAGCUGCUACCGGCUGGUGGAGGAGGCAGCGUCCUGGGAAAAGGCCCGGGCGGCCUGCAGGGACCAGGGGGGGGACCUGGCCAGCAUCGAUAUGAGCUACGACCAGGCCUUCGUAGCCGGGGCCGUCCUGCAGGGGAGGGCCGACGCCUGGAUAGGACUCCGGAGAGAGGAGGACGGCUCGUACGGCUGGUCGGACGGCUGGCCGGUGUUCUUUACCCAGUGGGGGCCCGGGGAGCCCAGCACCGUGGCGGGCGAGGGCUGCGUGAGCAUGCACGCCGCCGCCCGCUUCCACGGGACCUGGAACGACACCGGAUGCGAACAGGCCAAAGCCUACAUCUGCAAGAUCACCUCAGAUAAGCCCCCGCCCACCCCCAGCCCCGGUGACGGGAAGUGCCUCCCGUUCUGGGUCCCGUACGGGCGCCACUGCUACGCCGUGUACGACGGGCAGCAGGGCUACUCCUGGCCGGACGCCCGCCACUUCUGCCAGUCGCUGCGCACCGAUCUGGCCUCCGUCCACAGCCGGGCGGAGCAGGAGUUCCUCCGGACCCUCAACUACACCGCCAACCACCACGUCUGGAUCGGCCUCACCAGGGACCGAAACUGUGAGUGUGCGCCGGACCCCCGGCGGGUCAAAGGUCACCGCCACUUAACUCACUGA